Messenger RNA from Medicago truncatula (barrel medic), 1335 nucleotides. Its product is annotated as B3 domain-containing transcription factor VRN1. Gene Ontology annotation, molecular function: DNA binding. Lineage: Eukaryota; Viridiplantae; Streptophyta; Magnoliopsida; Fabales; Fabaceae. The record is from RefSeq and is a predicted model, not a curated record. The transcript is spliced from 3 exons. The coding region runs from base 203 to 1027 and encodes 274 amino acids.
CGGUCAUUUUUGUCUUGGUUUGUUUCUUUGGCUUUGCGUGUCUUCCUUUAAAUUCUAUUUUUUUACAAAAAAAGAAAGUUUAGAAAAGAGUCGGAUCAAACUUUAUUGUUAAUAUAUUAAUAAAUAAUAAACAAACAAUGAUAUAUAUGCAUGUAUUGUGAAGGAAAACUAAAUGAACUGAUUUCACUUAUUAUUUGCAACAAUGCAGCCAAGCCGGCGAAAGUGUGUCCGGAUAUCAUCGCCGGAGAAGGAAUCAAAACAUUUUAUGAAAGCCAUACUUCCCUCACCCAUUCAUUCCAAACAAAUAAGAAUUCCAGAUGAAUUUAUAACAAGAUUUGGAAAUGAACUCAAUAAUGUUGCUACAAUUACUGUUCCAGAUGGUCGUGUAUGGAAAAUGGAACUGAAGAAACGUGGCGAGAAUGUUUUCUUUUGCAACAAAUGGCAAGAGUUUGUAGAAUAUUAUUCUAUAGGAUAUGGUUGCUUCAUUUCUUUCAAAUAUGAAGGGAAUUCAAAGUUUAGUGUUAUUAUAUUUGAUGCAACUUCUGUUGAAAUUUCCUAUCCUUUCGAAACUCCAAGUACUAAUGGAGAACCAAAAACAAAUUAUCCUAGUUCUAGAAAAAGGUCCAAGGUUGAAACAUGUGAGAGGCUUCGGAAAAAGGUCAAAAACAUGUCUAAAUAUGCUUCUAAAAGAGUAGAGGAUGCCGCCAAAGAACUCAACCCAAACAACCCUUAUUUUCGUUCCAAAAUCGUUAAGGGAAAAUAUGCGUAUGUUAAUUUUGAUUUUGCUACAAAGUAUCUAAAGCCAAAUAUUCCUAUAAAGCUCCAAAAUUCUCAUGGAGAGCAGUGGGAAGUGUUUGGCAUCUUUCACGAUGCCAGAUCAUCAGCAAUACAAAUAACGAGGGGAUUUUCUAUAUUUCAAAAGGACAACAACCUGUCGUAUGGAGAUUAUUGUGUGUUUGAGCUGAUCAAGACAAAACCGGUUGUGCUAAAAGUCACAAUGUUUCGUGCUAUUGACUAUUGCGAUUAACAACACUCUUGUGCAUCCUCUCUAAUGUGAUGAUGAAUGAGGCAUGAUGUUGAAUGCCAUAUGCUGUUUUGCUUUUUCGAUCAUGAAGCAGUGUAGAUUGUAGAAGAUUAGAAACCUAUCGGCAGCUUGGGGAAUUGUAUGACUAGGAGUGUCUUCAAACUUAGAUGACAGUUUGAAAAGCACAUAGAUAAGAAAUUAUGAUGGAUUAUUGGCUAGAUGGUGUAAAAAAUAUUAUAUUGUGCAUGUUGCUAACUGUUAUUGAGAAUGUAUAUGUGAAGUUAUAAUGGAAUCCUAAUUUUAGAUGUUGC